UCAAAAUGCUGUCAUCGGUUAUAAGAUGCGGAGGACAGCAAGCCUCAUCGCGAAUGACUCCGGCUGUUUGUAUGGCAAUUCGAAGAUUUGAUCCGCUGGAAGCUAAAAUGGCUCAAAAAAAGGCCCAAAUUAUCGAACAACAACAAGGCCAGGAGGUUGACCAACAUCGUGUGACCUACGCAACCAAAGACGAUUUCAAACAUUCUGUUCAAGAUUCUCGUUUUACUGGAGCAGCCGAUUCAGAAACUGGACAAGUACCUACAAAGUGGCAGAGAAAAUUUUUGGUGAUUACCAAACUUUACCCGUCUGCCGCUGAUAUUCCACCAUAUGUUCACCAUGGAACAAUGAACAGAAUGCACGACAGAAUGCGAGUAGUCUUCAUUGUCACUGCUUCACUUUUCUUCUUUUCAACAUUCUACAUCGCUGAAAGAGCAAUGGCUCAGAAAAUCGCACGUGAUCGUGAUGCAGGAGUAGUUGUUACCAAGAUGUAAAUUUCGAAUUUGUUUGUUUGACCAGAAUCAAAUUGUACAAAUUGGUAGAAAUGAGCAGUUAUAGUAGAAUAUCUUGCUUUUUCUUAAAUAAUUCGGUUAAAAUCGUGUCAAAAAUUAAAAAUUUUAGCGCUCAAUUUCUUAUUCAAUUUUACUAGUUUGGCUCCUCGUUUGUUACGGUUUCUAAAAUCUUUUUUUGUAAAUUAUGUGUUUCAUAAAUGUUUGAAAAUUGA
This is a messenger RNA of Caenorhabditis elegans, 721 nucleotides long. It is a transcript of the gene taap-1, whose product is annotated as TAil-Anchored Protein. Lineage: Eukaryota; Metazoa; Nematoda; Chromadorea; Rhabditida; Rhabditidae. The transcript is spliced from 3 exons. The record is from RefSeq and is marked reviewed. Gene Ontology annotation, cellular component: membrane. The coding region runs from base 6 to 491 and encodes 161 amino acids.